This is a messenger RNA of Klebsormidium nitens, 3562 nucleotides long. NCBI's taxonomy places the organism in Eukaryota, Viridiplantae, Streptophyta, Klebsormidiophyceae, Klebsormidiales, Klebsormidiaceae. The record is from the annotation of a GenBank genome assembly.
AUGGCGGAGGACCAUCUUGAGAUACACGAUGCUGACCUCACGGAACUGGAUUUGACCUCCACUGGCAUUGCUUACCGCCUCAUAGACCUUAAAAAGUGCAAGAGAUUGACAAGACUUGGGAGCCUGAGCGGGUGCUCGGCGCUUCAGACGCUGAACUUGAGCUGGUGCGAGGCGCUGACGGAACCCCCGGACCUGAGCGGGUGCUUGGCGCUUCGAACGCUGGAUUUGAGCUGGUGCGAGGCUCUAACGCAACCCCCGGACCUGAGUGGGUGCUCGGCGCUCCAGACGCUAGAUAUGAGGCAGUGCCGCAAGCUGACGGCGGUUCCGGAUCUGCGCGGGUGCUCGACCCUCCAGACGCUGGACUUGGGGUGGUGCAAGGCGCUCACAGAAACCUCAGGCCUGAGCGGGUGCUCGGCGCUCCAGACGCUGGAAUUGAGCCGGUGCCAGGCGCUAAUGGCGGCCCCAGACCUGAGCAGGUUUUCGGGGCUCCAGACCCUGGACUUGAGCCUGUGCGACAACUUGACGGCGGCCCCGGAUCUGGGAGGGUGCUUGGCGCUCCGGACGCUGGACUUGAGCGAGUGCAGCAAGCUGACGGAGGUCACCGACCUGAGCGGGUGCGCGACUCUCCAAACGCUGUCCUUGUGGGGGUGUUCGGCGCUGACGGCAGCCCCGGACCUGAGCGGGUGCUCAAUUUUGCGGACGCUGAACUUGAGUGAGUGUCGGGCACUGACAGCAAUCCCGGGACUGAGCAGGUGCUCGGCGCUCCAGACCCUGAACUUGAGGGAAUGUUUGGCACUGACGGCAGCCUUGGACCUGAGCGGGUGCUCGGUGCUCCAGAUGCUGGAUUUGAGCGGUUGCGUUGAGCUGACGGCGGCCCCGAAUCUGAGCAGGUGCUCGGCACUCCAGACGCUGAACUUGAGCCUGUGCGACAAUCUGACGGUGGCCCCAGAUCUGAGAGGGUGCUCGGCGCUCCAGAAGCUGAACUUGAGGGAGUGCCUCAAACUGACGGAGAUUCCGGACCUGAGCGGAUUUGCGGCGCUCCAGACGCUGUCCUUGUGGGGUUGUUCGGGGAUGACGGCGGCCCCGGUUCUGAGUGAGUGCUUGGCGCUCCAGACGCUGAACUUAAGGGAGUGCCGCAAGCUGACGCAAAUUCCGGACCUGAGUGGGUUUACGGCGCUCCAGACGCUGUCCUUGUGGGGGUGUUUGGCGGUAACGGCAAUCCCGGGCCUGAGCAAGUGCUCGGCGCUCCAGUUUCUGAACCUGAGUGGGUGUAUGGCGCUGACGGCGGCCUUGGACCUAAGAGGGUGCUCAAUGCUCCAAACGCUGGACUUGAGCGAGUGCGUUGAGCUGACGGCAGUCUUAGACCUGAGCGGGUGCGCGGCGCUCCGGACGCUGUCCCUGAGGAAGUGUUGGGCGCUGACGUCGGUUCCGGACCUGAGCGAGUGCCUGGAGCUCCAAACCCUGGACUUAAGGGAGUGCCGCAAGCUGACGGCGCUCCGUGGCCUGGCAGCCCUGACCAACCUCCGGAAGCUUGACCUGGGCGACUGCACGAGCAUCCGGGAGCUUCAAUUACCCCAGGGAAAGAACAAUAUGCUCAAGGUACUCAAUUUGAAAGGGUGUCGCUCCCUUGCCCCACCUAGCGACACCCUUAGCGACAAUCCGAGCAACGCAGACCUCAUCAACACCACGGGUACGUGCGAAGCUGUGGCGGGCUUUCUCUUAGACAAGGGCACGAAGGCGCCAGUCACUAUGGCGUUCCAUGGGGUCUGGGGCAAGGGCAAGUCGACCGCAAUGAAGUUACUGGAGAGGAAGGUCAAGUCGAGAAUGAUUGUGGUGUGGUUCAAGGCCUGGCUCCACCGGGAUUCCAAGGAGAUCUGGGCCGGGCUUGCAGUCGAGGUGGGGCGGGCAAUCGAAGGACGGCUUAGCUGGGGCUGGCGGCUCUGGGCUUAUGCCGCUUAUGCUUUCGAGAAACGGAAGAGCGAGUUGAUUGUCAAUAUUGUCUCGCUCCUCUUGAGCUCGCUGGCUGCCGCUCUCGUAGUCGCACUGGGUGUCCCCACGUCCCUAAAGAGCGCCAAAGCAAGGACCAGUGACGCGCUGUACGGAAGCUUGGUCGCUUUCGGUGUGGUGGGCUGGCUGGCGUUCUUCGUUUGGAGGAUGUACGCCAUCUUCAAGCCGGUCAGCCAGCAGAUUGCGGGGUACGUCGUCUCGCCGACCACUGAGCACCUGGGGUAUGUGGGCUACCAGAACAGGGUUAUCCAGGAUCUCCAAUUCCUGGGGCGUUGCGUGGGCUCUGAAAGGACCAAGGUGAUAGUCUUCAUCGACGACCUGGAUCGUUCGCAGGACGAUGCGGUUGUGUCCGUUUUGGAGGCCGUCAACAUCGUCCUGGGCGGCUGCGAUAACAAGGACCUGGGUAUAUAUACGAUUUUCGGGCUCGACCUCGAGAUGACGACCCGCGCUAUAUAUAACCACUUCAAGGGCGUUACUGGGGCCUCCAGAUUGUCUGAAGUCAGCCGGGAUGAGUCGAGGCGUUUCCUUCAGAAGAUCAUCCAACUGUCCAUUGAGCUGCCCCCAUUAACAGAGGCGGAGCGCGAGUCUUAUGUCCAGAAGUUGGUGGGAGUAUCAGAUCACGAGAACCAGGCAGUGACGGGAGCUUCUGGAUCUCGAGGAUUAGAGGACGACGGGCGGGUCAAGGACGGUGAUCAGCGGGUCGAGGACGGGGAGGAAAUGACCGUAGGAGUGGAGGGGCGGGACGGAGUCGCAGCCGAGCUGUUGGGCACAUACUACGUUGCCUUCCUGCCGGAUAACCCGCGCCAGAUCAAGUCGAUGAUCAACAAUUACCGCCUCGCAUAUCGAGUUCUACUGCAGCGAGAUCACGUGAGCGGCACCUUGUACACCAGAUGGAGGAUACACCUGGUGACGUGGGUCGUGCUGGUCGCCGCUUUUUCCAAGGUGGCCCCUCUGAUCAGGGCGAUAUGCCGCGCCCCCUCGACGGGCCCCCCUCGGGACACGGGACCACCUCAGGCCAUGGGCGCCCAACAGGACGUGGGGCCCUCUCAAAAUACGGGCUCCCCUCAGGACACGGGAUCCCCUCAGGACAUUCUGGAGGCCCUUCUUCAGGCUAUUCGGGAAAAGGUCGGAGUGGCAGAAUCCAAGCAAGCGAGUCUGAACGGCAUUCGAAAAGUGCUGUGGGAUGCGGACAAGGAGAAGGCGUUGCUCGAGGCAAAGAAUGAGGUAGACCAAGAGCUGGUUGAUUGGAAACAGACUUGCGAGAAGUUUGCCUUGUUUCAGGAAAAGGCUCUGCAGGUCUCUACAACGAAGGAGUGCGGGAGCAUUUCUUACGAGGACCUGAUGUACUUUCGGUGCUUUAGCGCUGGCCUGUGUCUUACCUCGUAGGUAGAUAUGACGAUCUGGAAUGUUUGUUAAACCUGGAGCCACUGACGGAUGCAAGGCUCUAGGGAAUUGAACUCCGGACAAGCUAACAAGGUUCAAAUUGCAAUAGAGAUUUUCUGCGAAGUCAGAUUGUGUGGAUCAUACCGUUCAUUCUUCCCUUUUUAAGACUAGC